CAGCACAUCAUCAUCCUGAACCGGCGCGGCAGCGAAGCGGCGGGGAUGUGGCACGCGUUGCUUGCGUGUGUCGUUAUCCUUGCGCUGCGGACUUCGCAUGUCGGCAGCACGAUGCAGUUUGACUUAGGCAAGCGGUACGGACUCGGCAUCUCGAAUCCAAAUGCUCCCAUGCACGAAGGAGCACUUCGCCAGAUUAUGAACGGCGUGCGGCAAGAACGUCCAGGUGCGCUCGUCGUCUCGAGUUCAACAAGAUAGCCGAUGAUGACGACGAAAUCGACGCUAGAUGCGAUGUACUUGUUUGGACUCAUGCAGUUCUACGGCCACGGCGUCGCCCAAGACAAGGAUGCCGGAGUGCGAUUCUUCAGGAAAGCCGCGGCAGAUCGCCACGUGGACGCGCAAUUUGCGCUAGGGCUCUUGCAUUACAAAGGUGGUGACGGUGUCGUCCAAGACGAUUCGAUGGCAUAUUCGUUUCUCAAACCUGCCGCCGACAAAGGUCACGCAGAUAGCCAGUGGCUCCUUGGCACGAUGCUUCGCGAUGGCCGUGGCCCGAGGUCGUCUGCUGCCGAUUCCAUGGCGUUUGAGCUCAUUCGAGAUUCCGCCGCCCAAGGCAACCCACACGGCCAAUUCCACCUCGGCGUGUACUACGAGUAUGGAACCCGCCACGUCGCACAGAAUCUCACUGCCGCCGCGCAAUUGUACGCGCUGGCUUCCGCUCAGGUGGGGGGUCCCUGCUCUAUCCUAGAGACAUGUCACAAUCGAUAUCUUUGGGUGCAGCAUGUCCCUGAUGCUGCAUUCUACUUGGGACUCAUGCAUGCGUACGGUCGUGGAGUCCGCCAGGACGUGGAGCAAGCGGUUGGUCUCUUCAACAAGGCGGCGUCAAUGCAACAUGGGCCCGCCAUGUACUACCUCGGACUCAUGCACGUCCACGGCGACGGCGGCCUGUCGGUUGACUACACCCGAGGGCUGUACUGGUUUGACAUGGCGUUGGCGACGAAAGACAAAUCGAUUGCAGAGAAUGUCCAACACGCCCGCGACGAACUCGCUGCGCUCGUCGCACAAGCGUCAGCCCAUCGCGCCGCGGUCUUGGCAGGUCGAUGACUUGUGAUGGCAGAGACCUCAUUACCAUGGCGUGACACUCUGUUGAGGAUUAAGAACAGGGGAGGUGCUUUCGAACAACCGACAGCAUCGCCGUGAGUUCAGCAACGUCUGAGAGCGCAGGGUCGUGAGCGGGCACAUGCAAGGACAGCGCCGCCUUGGCACGUGCGAGCGGCGACGCCACAGCGUCCAACUGGCCCGCGUGAUACAGCAGCUACGAUGAACAACACACGAUGGCGGCGUUAGGAAAAAUAGCCCUCUUCCACAUACAGCAUGUCUUCACCAA
Molecule: messenger RNA, 1381 nt
Organism: Aphanomyces invadans
Lineage: Eukaryota; Oomycota; Saprolegniomycetes; Saprolegniales; Verrucalvaceae
Exons: 6
Coding region: 259-1098 (279 amino acids)
Molecular function (GO): protein binding
Source: RefSeq, a predicted model, not a curated record